Sporothrix brasiliensis 5110 is the source of this 408-nucleotide messenger RNA. RefSeq lists its product as uncharacterized. Gene Ontology annotation, cellular component: mitochondrion. The record is from RefSeq and is a predicted model, not a curated record. Bases 1 to 408 code for a protein of 135 amino acids. NCBI's taxonomy places the organism in Eukaryota, Fungi, Ascomycota, Sordariomycetes, Ophiostomatales, Ophiostomataceae. Gene Ontology annotation, biological process: L-citrulline biosynthetic process. Gene Ontology annotation, molecular function: amino acid binding; ornithine carbamoyltransferase activity. The transcript has a single exon.
AUGGGCGUUGAUAUCGCGGUUGCCUCACCGAAAGGCUACGGUAUCCCCGACCGCAUGCGAUCCCUCAUCUUGUCUUCUGGCACCAGCAGCAAAUUGGUUGAGACGACCAUUCCAGAGGUUGCUAUCAAGGAUGCUGACAUUCUGGUGACGGACACUUGGGUGUCCAUGGGUCAAGAGGAAGAGGUAAAAAAGAGGCUUCAAGCUUUUGACGGAUACCAGAUCACAAGUGAACUGGCGAAGCGUGGCGGGGCAAAGGAAGAUUGGAAGUUUAUGCACUGUCUUCCUCGGCACCCCGAGGAGGUGACGGACGAGGUUUUUUACAAUUCCCGCUCGCUGGUUUUCCAAGAGGCGGAGAACAGGCUUUGGGCAGCUAUCGGUCAGUACAGCCCUCUACUUGCAUUCGGUUGA